GCGCCGGGCUGAGCCGCCGCGCCCCGGGCAUGGCACGGCAGGGCUCGGGGGCCAUGCUGGCCUCGGGGGGCCUGGGCUUCCCCCCGCAGAACGUGGCCCGCGUGGUGGUGUGGGAGUGGCUGAACGAGCACGGGCGCUGGCGGCCCUACUCAGCCGCCGUGUGCCACCACAUCGAGAACGUGCUGAAGGAGGACGCCCGCGGCAGCGUGGUGCUGGGACAGGUCGAUGUCCAGCUGGCGCCCUACGUCAUUGACCUCCAGUCCAUGCAUCAGUUCCGGCAGGACACGGGGACCAUGCGCCCCGUCCGGAGGAACUUCUAUGACCCCUCCUCGGCGCCGGGGAAGGGAAUCGUGUGGGAGUGGGAGAACGACAACAACUCCUGGACCCCCUACGACAUGGACAUCUGCAUCACCAUCCAGAACGCCUACGAGAAGCAGCACCCCUGGCUGGACCUCUCCUCCCUGGGCUUCUGCUACCUCAUCUACUUCAGCAGCAUGUCCCAAAUGAACCGGCAGACGCAGCGCAAGCGGCGGCUGCGGCGCCGCAUGGACCUGGCCUACCCGCUCACCAUGGGCUCCAUCCCCAAAUCCCAGUCCUGGCCGGUGGGCGCCAGCACAGGCACCCCCUGCUCGUGCCCCCAGUGCCUGCUGGUCAACAGCACCCGCGCCGCCUCCAACGCCAUCCUGGCGUCCCAGCGCCGCAAGCUCUACCCCGGCGCCGUCCGCCAGAGCAGCACCUUCGCCGGGGGAGCGCUGUGGCCGGCGGGGACCGGGACACCGGCCGUGGUGGCGGGGGGCGCGGCCAAGGGGGAAGGGCUGCGGGUGGCCGGCGCGGGGUUCGGCCCCGGGCAGGGCGUGCCCAGCGCGGCGCUGCCCGGUCUCAACAACCUCAACCGGCCCGGCACGCAGCGCGGGGCUGGGCUGGGCGCCAGGGCUGCUGUGCCCCCCGGGGUCCCAGCGCUCCCGGUCAAGAACCUGAACGGCACCGGCCCCGUCCAUCCCGCCCUCGCAGGGAUGACGGGGAUCCUCAUGUGCGCCGCCGGGCUGCCCGUGUGCCUGACCCGCGCCCCCAAACCCAUCCUGCACCCCCCGCCCGUCAGCAAGAGCGACAUCAAACCUGUCCCCGGCGUCAACGGCAUCUGCAGGAAAACCAAAAAGAAGCAGCUCAAGAAGAGUAAAACCCCUGAGGACGUGGUGCGCCGCUACAUCCAGAAGGUGAAGAACCCCCCGGAUGAGGAUUGCACCAUCUGCAUGGAGCGGCUGGUCACCUCCUCUGGCUACGAGGGCGUGCUGAGCCCCAGAGGCAUCAAGCCGGAGCUGGUGGGCAAGCUGGGCAAGUGCGGGCACAUGUACCACCUGCUGUGCCUGCUGGCCAUGUACAACAACGGCAACAAGGACGGGAGCCUGCAGUGCCCCACCUGCAAGGCCAUUUACGGGGAGAAGACGGGCACGCAGCCCCCUGGGAAGAUGGAAUUCCACCUCAUCCCCCACUCCCUCCCGGGAUACACCGACUCCAAAACCAUCCGGAUCGUCUACGACAUCCCCACCGGCAUCCAGGGCCCGGAGCAUCCCAAUCCUGGCAAGAAAUUCACGGCACGAGGCUUCCCACGGCACUGCUACCUGCCCGACAACGAGAAGGGCAGGAAGGUGCUGAAGCUGCUGAUCGUGGCCUGGGACCGGCGGCUCAUCUUCACCAUCGGCACCUCCAACACCACGGGCGAGUCGGACACGGUGGUGUGGAACGAGAUCCACCACAAGACCGAGUUCGGCUCCAACCUGACGGGGCACGGCUACCCCGACCCCAACUACCUGGACAACGUCCUGGCCGAGCUGCUGGCCCAGGGCGUGUCCGAGGCCACCCUGAAGGACUGAGGCCGGGCUCGGGGCUCCCCUCGCCCCCGCGUCCCGCCCGUGCCGCCGCCGCCUGCGCCGCUUCACCGCAGCCCCGCCCGGCGGGCUCGUCCCCCGUCCCGGGCCACCCGGUGCCACCCACCGCGUGUCCCCGUGUGUGUCUGU
Messenger RNA from Haemorhous mexicanus (house finch), 2015 nucleotides. It is a transcript of the gene DTX1, whose product is annotated as deltex E3 ubiquitin ligase 1. The record is from RefSeq and is a predicted model, not a curated record. Gene Ontology annotation, cellular component: nucleoplasm. Gene Ontology annotation, molecular function: ubiquitin protein ligase activity; zinc ion binding. Gene Ontology annotation, biological process: Notch signaling pathway; protein ubiquitination. Bases 30 to 1871 code for a protein of 613 amino acids. The transcript is spliced from 9 exons. Lineage: Eukaryota; Metazoa; Chordata; Aves; Passeriformes; Fringillidae.